Molecule: messenger RNA, 339 nt
Organism: Trichoderma harzianum CBS 226.95
Lineage: Eukaryota; Fungi; Ascomycota; Sordariomycetes; Hypocreales; Hypocreaceae
Exons: 2
Coding region: 1-339 (112 amino acids)
Source: RefSeq, a predicted model, not a curated record
AUGUCUUCUCCCCUCUUCUGGUCGCAGCCCCUCAAGUACUGCGCCUGGGCAGCCCGCGAACGUCCCGCCUACUUCUGGUCCGUCGUCGUCGGCGCCACCGGCCCGGCUCUCAUGCCCAUUGUUCCUCCUAUCCGACAUAUGCUCGGCGACGUCGACCCUGCGCCUGUCCCCGUCACCUAUCCCGGUACGUUCGCAAAAGCCAGUGAAUCGGCUACUCCAAGGCAUUUAUGGGGGAGAAUUCAAGAUAUGGGAGAGAGAGCACUUGCGGAGGCGAUUGAAGACGAGAGAGAGUUUCCCGCCGGUCCCCGGAAACAAGUGACAGGCUACGACGACAAAUAA